AUGACCAAGUGCGCUGUAAAUGUAGGACAGAAAUUCGAGUGGAAUACAAGCGGACCAUUAAGCGACAUAUUCGAAGGAAAACCAUGUUUGGAUGUGUUUUAUUUGAAACAUGUAUUUUUCAGUAUGUUGCCACAUGCGAUCAUAGGAACACGGGAAAACUGGUUUUCCUCCCAAAUAUCCCCUGCUUUUUAAAAAGGAAAAGAAGAGUAGCAGUAAAACUUCCCGAUGGUAUCUUUUUCUGAUUAUCAAUGGAAGGACUUGCACACAGUAGCGGGAGAUCAAGCACGGGAAGGAUGCAUUUAACGCUGGAUGUGUGCUGCAUUCAGGGAGAUUCGGCUGUAACAGGAGCUUCGGCAGAAACGGCGAGUGCGGAGGGCCUGGGAAGCACCCAGCUCCACUAUCUCCUCCUUUUCCUCCCCCCCUGCAGGACCAUGCUUGCGUGAGGGAUGAGGCCGUGCACAGGGACACCAGGCCAGAGCUGCGGCCUACUUCUCUCAAGAGCCGGUCUCCCGACAGCAAGAUCUGUGAACACACCACCACCAUCAAAUCAGCAUCUUUGGGCAUCAGGUAGAUCCAGGAGCAUGAGCAGGACUUUGAGCUGCGGGAGCAGAUGUCUGGGUAUAAGCGCAUGCGGCGACAGCACCAGAAGCAGCUGAUCGCCCUGGAGAACAGGCUAAAGGCCGAGAUGGAUGAGCACAGGCUCCGGCUGCAGAAGGAAUUAGAGACACAUGCGAACAACACUUACAUUGAGCUGGAAAGACUGGCCAAACGUCAUGUUGCCCAAAGUGAGAAAGAGAUUAAGUCAGUUGCAGCAGAGGAGAGGAGGAUACAGCAACAGAUUGUUGCUCAACAAAAGAAAGAGCUGACGGCUUUCUUAGAAAACCAGAAAAAGGAAUACCGACAUUGCAAAGAGAAGAUCAAGGAAGAGAUGGGUGAGGACUCUUGUACACCCAAGGAGGAGAAGCAGGAGCGUCUGUCAAGGCACAAAGAAACAAUGCAGCGCUCUCAGGCUGAGGAGGAAGCCCACCUGCUGGACCAGCAGAGGCUGGUCUAUGAUCGCAGCUGUCGGGCCCUCAAACGCCGGAGUGUGAUCAGGCGACAUGAGUUUGAACAGGAGCAACUGAGAGAGGAACUGAACAAGAAGAGAACACAGAAGGAGAUGGAGCAUGCCCUGAUGAUCCGGCAGGACGAGUCCACUCAGGACCUGGAGCGGAGGCAGCUGCAGGUGCUACAGAAGCUGCGUGUGGAACUCAUGCGGCUGCAGCACCAGACAGAGCUGGAAAACCAGGAGGAGUACAACAGCCGACGGCAGAGGGAACUGCAGAGAAAACACGGUGUGGAGCAGCGGCAGCAGCCGAGAGACCUCAAGACUCUGGAGAUGCAAAUCAAGAAGCAGUUCCAGGAUACUUGCAAGGUUCAGAACAAGCAGUACAAGGCUCUCAGGAACCAUCAGCUGGAAGUUUCUCCUAAAGGCGACCACAAAACCAUCCUGAAGAGCCUAAAAGAAGAGCAAACACGCAAGCUGGCCGUACUGGCCGAGCAGUAUGAACAGAGCAUCAAUGAGAUGAUGGCUUCACAAGCGAUGCGGCUAGACGCCGAACAGGAAACUGAGUGCCAAGCUCUGAAGCUCCAGCUGAAGCAAGAGAUGGAGCUCCUGGAUGCCUACCAGAAAAAAACCAAGUCCCAGAUGGAGGCCCAACAUGAGCGUGAGCUGCAGAAACUUGAGCAGAAAGUCUCCAUACGGAGAGCGCACCUUGAACAGAAGAUUGAAGAGGAACUGGCCGCACUUCAAAAGGAGCGGACUGAAAGAAUCAAGCACUUGUUGGAGCGACAGGACAGAGAAAUUAGCGUUUUUGACUCAGAAAGCAGAAGCCUCGGCUUUGGAAGCCUUGGGUCUCUGGACUUCCCCAAAGAAGACAACAGAUGAAAGUGGAUCUGCGCUUAAAGGACAACAUAUCUGUGCCCUUCUCAUAUCCACUUGACCGUUUGUCAAAUCCAUGGUGACGAAACUGGAUAACUUUCUCUUCUACUUUUCUUCUCUCCUAGGUAUUUCAUCUUCAAAUAGAGGCGUCAACGUGCAAUGAGAUCUUCUUUUGUGAAAGUUGAAGGGGGAAAGUAAAACAAAAGAAUCAACUACAACCAUGUCAAUAAAAAGCAACCUUAGUCAGAGUAACUCAUUGUGUUCAAAAUAACAGACUCUUUCCUCCAUGUCGUCUCCUCUUUUUGGUAUGAAUUGAAUAAAUCAGGAAAUUUUAGUAAAAAUGGGCACUUUGAUAAGUUUAAAUAGAAACCCAUCAUGUUCAUAUGUUGCUUAAUAUGCGCAUUACAUGGAGGGAAAUUGUGGAAUGUGAGCUGCGGACUCCCCCGUGGUGUUAAGCUGCUUAGCCUUUUUUUCUUUUGAUUAUUUUAUUUUGUUCUGUUUAUUUGAUUUUAUUCUCUGAAUGUGAAUAUAACUGGGGUCAUUGAAUCGUCAGCGUUUAUUUAUUUUUAAGGGGUCUUUCAUUUGAUCAUACCUCCACAUUGUACUAAUGCAUACAGUAUUCUGUGCUCUGUCAAUCUUUUUCCGGCCAACAGAUCUUCUAUUUUCUUUCAGUUGAUACAUAGAGUCAAUCGGCAUUUGCUUGAUCAACCUGAUUAUCUUUUCACAACUCAAGAUCCCACUUGGUAAAACUGCUUAUUAUUGCAUGCACUUUAAGGACAAAUUCAGGUUGUGAAGUGAAGCAUGAAUCCGUCAGAGAUUUUAGCUGUUUGUAAAUAAAAGUGGUCAUAGCAUUCUUUUCUUCAUUUGUUUAUUUUAAAAUGGAUGCCAGACAUAUUUGAUAUGAUAUUUUCACAAAUGCCUUUAUUUAAGUUGUGCCUGAAGCAGAUUUCAGUUACGUGCUUGUUGUAUCUAUAUUUUACUGACUGAGGCCAGCACCAUUUUGUGUUUAGGUUCAUCUAAACUUGUGAAUCAUUUUAAUGUUCACUGAUCUUGUAAAGGAUGAUGGUGAGAAUUGUGCUGUAUAAUUUUUGAUAUGGAUAUUUGUAUGUGAGAACAUUGCUGGAAUACACAGAGACCCUGAUAAGAGUUAUUUUGCUUCGUACACACACACACACACACACACACACACACACACACACACACACACACACACACACACACACACACACACACACACACACACACACACACACACACAUAUAUAUUUACAUGUGUGUGUGUUUGCGUGUAAACACUCGAUUGCAAAGUCAAAUGGGAAAACUUUGAUUGUAUAAAUGGAACCACAUAUUAUAUCGGUGAAGUAUUUUACAGAUGAGAAGCUCCACAAAACAUAGCGACAUGUGGGUCUAGAUUACGUUUGAGUAAUUAGUGUCACAGGAUAAGAUUUGCAAAUUUUCACCAUGUUCAUUGUGGUCAUUGAACAGGUUGCACAAUUUUUCCAUUUUUAGUGAAUGGGGGAAAAAAUGUUUGGUGCUUAAUUUCUAAUACCACCUUUAGCCUUGCAGUUUUCUUUUUCUUUUUGUCUGCCUUGGAGAGAGUGUUCAUUUUCAAAAUAUAUAAGCAUUUUGCUUUAAGUCAAAACACUGUUAGGUUUUUCAUAACAUAUUUGUGCCCCAUGCAGUGAAACCCUCUAAAAAUGAAGUAUAUGUAUGGAAAAAAUAAAAAAUGCUAUUUUAUCAUUGGUUAGUUUUUGAAACAAUGUUUAAAGUGGUGGUUUUGAAUGCACCUCUGUUAUGUUUGACGGGUGUUUCUCUUGUUGUCUUUUUCGUUUUAUUUCCUUCAGAGCCGAUACUUGUAUUAGCAUUGGGUCAUAUUCCUCAGAGGGCUGAAAGCUGGAAGAUGUCCUCUGAAUUCACAAACUGUUUCAAACGGGGGAAUCUAACAACGUUUAGAUUCUGAUGGCAAUAUAACUUAAAUGCUCUUGUUUUACACGUCGAACAGCAAAAUUCUGCUUGAACGGAGUGCGUUCUGAAGUCGAAUGGCGGCACUAGAUUUUUUCAGCCUUUUACAUUUUCGUGAACUUUCAAAAAUUUGAUGAAAGCGUUUCUCAUAUGCAGUAAGGCCUUUUGUCUGGUCGUGUAUUACUGAAGCUUUGUGGAAAAAUAGUUACAUUUAAAAAAAAAAAGUGCUGUCGGGGUGCUAAAAUAUGUUUGCCUGAGAGCUUCAGAACAACGAUGAACCUUACAAUUUGUGUGAAUUUUAUGUUACUAGAAAGAUGUAUUUAGUUAGAAUAAAAGGGACUUUCCUAAAGAACUUUAUUCACCAUUUCCUGUGCAGUUCAAAAACAAA
Molecule: messenger RNA, 4270 nt
Organism: Cololabis saira (Pacific saury)
Lineage: Eukaryota; Metazoa; Chordata; Actinopteri; Beloniformes; Belonidae
Gene: taok3b
Product: TAO kinase 3b
Exons: 9
Coding region: 611-1927 (438 amino acids)
Biological process (GO): execution phase of apoptosis
Source: RefSeq, a predicted model, not a curated record